UUUUUCUUGUUUCUAUCUCAAAAAAGCAAAAAAAAAAAAGAAAAGAUAAAAAAGAAGCCCAACAAAGAGUGAUUCUGAAGAGAAACAAAGAGAAAGAGAAAGAGGGACAGAGAGAAAGCCUCUCAAAUCCUAGAUCUCUCUUUGCUUUCUCUUUGGAAACCCAAAGUACCAUAUCAAAAAUUUCUAAGAAAAAUGGUGCAGAAAUCAUUGAUCUACGCGUUUGUAUCUCGUGGGGAAGUUAUUCUAGCGGAGUACACUGAAUUCAGUGGGAAUUUCAAUUCCAUAGCUUUUCAAUGCCUCCAAAAGCUUCCUUCUUCCAACAACAAGUUCACUUACAACUGUGAUGGCCACACCUUCAAUUACCUUGUUGACAAUGGCUACACAUAUUGUGUUGUUGCAGAUGAGUCAGCUGGAAGGCAAGUACCAAUUGCUUUCUUGGAGCGUAUCAAGGAUGAUUUUGUGUCAAAAUAUGGUAGUGGAAAGGCUGCUACAGCUCCUGCCAACGGCUUGAACAAGGAAUUUGGGCCAAAACUAAAAGAACAUAUGCAGUACUGUGUGGAGCAUCCUGAAGAAAUAAGCAAGCUUGCUAAGGUUAAAGCUCAGGUUUCAGAAGUCAAAGGUGUUAUGAUGGAGAACAUUGAAAAGGUGUUAGAUAGAGGGGAAAAGAUAGAGCUGCUAGUGGAUAAGACUGAGAAUCUUCAUCAACAGGCUCAAGACUUUCGAAGUACUGGGACAAAAAUCCGAAGAAAAAUGUGGCUGCAAAACAUGAAGAUCAAGCUGAUUGUUCUAGGAAUACUGAUUGCCUUGAUCCUCAUCAUUGUCCUCUCUGUUUGCCAUGGUUUCAACUGUGGAAAAUGAAUGCUGUUCUUGAAUCGGCUUAUUAGCUUGAGCUUUUGUGAUAAUAUUGUGAGGGGAAAGAUAAAAAAUAUAUUAAAAUGACUUCCUCUGUCAUAAAAAAUUAGCAGUCACCAGAUGUUUGGUGCAAGUUAUUUUUGAAUGUGAGCAGACCCUAUAAGUUUUUAUUGUAUUACAUGAAUGUGCUUUUGCAACAAUCAUAUUGGUUGUUUACCAUCCAGCUUCACAGUUAGUUGGCACAUUUUUGGCCUGGA
Molecule: messenger RNA, 1109 nt
Organism: Theobroma cacao (cacao)
Lineage: Eukaryota; Viridiplantae; Streptophyta; Magnoliopsida; Malvales; Malvaceae
Product: vesicle-associated membrane protein 721-like
Biological process (GO): vesicle-mediated transport
Cellular component (GO): membrane
Source: RefSeq, a predicted model, not a curated record